Molecule: messenger RNA, 1767 nt
Organism: Heterobilharzia americana
Lineage: Eukaryota; Metazoa; Platyhelminthes; Trematoda; Strigeidida; Schistosomatidae
Source: the annotation of a GenBank genome assembly
AUGAAAGGACAUCAUGGAAUUAUCACUCGCUUAAUGAUAUUACUUGUAAGACAUAUCCUUAUAUCAAGUGCACAAGACAGCUUUAUCAAAUUCUGGGACUUAAAAGCUCAACAUUGCUUUGCUACAUUGACAGGACACCCGGGACCCGUAUGGGAUUUUGCACUCACGCAUCAAGAUGAACUACUUGUCAGUGGAUCUAAUGACCAAAACUUGCGAGUCUGGCGUAUUAAUUAUGUGGAUCCAGUGAGCGGAAACGACUCGUAUGGAACGCGCACUUCUGAAACGGCUCCAGUCGGUAAUGAAAUCAUAACUCCCCUAGACAAAACUCAAUUUCAAAUCAGCGCACAGUUUCUUGGUUGUGUUCAGCGUUCUGGCGUCCGCCGCGUCCAUUGUUUGGCUUUUGAUCCCACUGGAACGUAUUUAUUAUGUCAGUCUUUCGACCGAAACGUUGAAAUCUUCCAACUUCUCGAUGCAGAAGCAAAGGCGAAACGAUUGCGCAAAAAGACUAAAAAGGCUAAGGAAAAAGGAAUGGAUCCGUCUAAUGUGACGCUGGAUGUUGAAGAUGAAUUACGUCCUAUUUUGAGGAUUACCCUGUCUGCUAAACCGAGCAGUUGUGAUAUUCUGGCACCUCGACUGAUCACUGAUAAUGAAUCACAGAAACGCCUUAUUCGUUUUGUUUGUGCGCUGAAGAAUAAUAUGCUAGAGGAGAUGCAGUUGACGAUUCCCUUAUCUCCGUUUAAAUUACAAACCUUACAACCAUCGAUUACAUUCACUAAAAAGUGUCCAAAUGUCCGCUUGUUAAAUUGUGUUUCGAGUUUUGGACACAGAAGUUCUGUAAUUGCUUGCAGUUUUACCAGUGACACACUUGGCAUCUUCACUUUAUCUAAGACAGAAGCGAAACUGUGGAGUAGGCGGUCAACAGCGUGUUUGGCCACAUUAGAAUGGAAAAGUCAGUUGCGUAUUACUGACGAUAGGAGUGCUGAAGUGUCAGGAGACAAACCAAUGCCGUCUAAAGCAUCAUCAAUGGUACUUGCCCCAGGCGAUCGUCAUGUUGCCAUCGGUUUCGAGACUGGUCACUUACUACUAUUCGAUUUGACCUCCAAAUUAAUAGUUCAAAGCAUUGACGAUGCUCACAAUGGAGCCGUACGCACUCUAGCUCUAACAGGAGAUAAGAAAGGAAUUGUAUCUGGUGGUUCUGACAAACAAGUGCGCUUCCACGAUUUUCAUCUGAGAACUCUUGACAACGCGAAGCCAAGUCUCUGCUUAGUUGAAAGUAGUCCAAUGAAAACUGUUUCUGAUCAGAUUAGUUGUUUGACUGUGUCACCAAAUAAUCGACUGAUAGUUGUUGCGCUAAUGAAUUUUCAUGUAGACGUGUUUUUCAUGGAUUCUUUCAAGCGAAUACACUCUUUAUAUGGUCAUUCUGCUCCAGUGACUAGCUUGGACAUUUCUUCGGACAGUCGUCUUAUCAUUACAGGUAGCACUGAUAAAACAGUUCGCUUAUGGGAACUACAAUUCGGUAACUGUCAAAGACGAUUUACUUCACAUUUAGAACCUAACAGUAUAAAAUAUUUUGAAAUCACUACAUUUACGAUUUUGCUAUUUCAGAAUCUCAUCGGGAUGAAUUUGGCAGGUUUAGAAUGUCUGGCAAGGAAGCUGCAAGAAGCUGAACAAAUUGAUCUUUUCGAUGAACUCAUUACAGCCCGAGAUAAACGAAUUAAAAAACGCAAAGCUAAACAGUCUCGUUUGGCACCCUUACUUCCACACUGA